CAUUCUAUAUAUGUAUGUAUGGAGCCACCUUCCGACCUCACACCUUAAACUCCAUCAUCUCUGAAAGCUUACUCAAUGGCUGCUAGCGGUGGCUGCAAGGGCAAAUCUAUUUGCUCAAAGCAUGUCACCAUGCUCACGGCCGUAAUUAUGAGCUUUGGAGUCAUCUCCUGUUGUGUCGGCCAUGGCGGAGGGGAUCAUGAUGGCCAUCUCGGGGCGAAGGGGGGAAGCUGCAUAGAGAGCGAGAGGAGAGCUCUCCUAGACAUCAGAUCCGACAUGUAUGACUCUGGCGAAAUAUUCUCUACUUGGAUCGGUGAAGAUUGCUGUCGUUGGAGAGGAGUGGCCUGCGACAACACCACCAGCCAUGUCAUCAAACUCGACCUCCACUAUCCUUACUCCUACACAGACGAUUGGGAUGAUGGGGUUAACAUUUGCUACUUGCUGUAUGAGAUGGGUGCGAGUAAGGUAAAUCCCGCUUUGCGUGAUCUGAAGCAUUUGAAAUAUCUGGAUUUGAGCAUGAAUAAUUUCUUUGGCUCCCACAUUCCCCACAUGAUUGCUUCACUUGUGCAUUUGGAAUAUCUUAACCUAUCCAAUGCCAUGUUUGGUGGACUAAUACCUCCUCAACUGGGGAAUCUCUCUAAGUUACACUUCCUCGAUCUUGGAGGAUGUGGACAUAUUGAUCGACGAGCUGAUGACCUUGAUUGGCUCUCCCGAAUUCCGUCUCUAAUACAUGUUGAUAUGAGUUCUGUCAACCUCUCUAAAGCAACUAAUUGGCUUCACCAAGUUAAUUCAAUUCCCAGUCUUGAAGUAUUGCGCUUGGAGUGGGCAAGCCUCCCGUAUAUUCCAGCUCCUCCGCCCCCAUUUAAUUUGACUUCAAUCGUAAAGCUGGAUCUCUCUGGUUAUUCCAACUUGAACACAACAAUUCUAAGAUGGCUCUCUCAUGCUAGCAGCCUUGCAUAUCUUGAUCUUUCUUCUUGUAGUGGUAUCGAUAUUGAGUCACUACAAGUCACUCUCGGAGCUCUGAGUAAUUUGAAAGAAUUAUAUUUGCUAGACAAUAGUCUCGAAGGAGAAAUUUUUGGAAUGAUAAUGAAUGUGAGCAGGAGCUUGAAGUAUCUGGAUUUAAGUUGGAAUUCAUUAAGUGGAGAUAUGGGACAAAUCUUGAGGAGCCUUAGCCCUUUUGGAAUGCUAAUGAAUGUGAGCAGCAGGUUGAAGCAUUUGGAUUUAAGUUGGAAUUCAUUAAGCGGAGAUAUUGGACAAAUCUUGAGGAGCCUUGGCUCCUUGGAGUACCUCGCAUUAGAUGAAAACAAGUUCGAUGGAGAUAUUCUAGAAAUGGUGAAAAAUGCUCCGAGCAGCUUACAAUAUUUAAGUUUGACAUUCAAUCACAUUACCGGAGAAAUUUCACAAAAAGUAAAGAAUCUCACUAAUUUGGAAUACUUGGAUCUCUCGUACACCAAUAUUACCGGAGGUAUACUAAUGGCUUUUUGUGAUCUUAUCAACUUGAAAAGUUUGAUAUUACAAGGAAAUAAUUUUUCAAGACAAAUACCAAAAACUAUUGGAAAUCUCACCAAUUUGGAAUACUUGGAUCUCUCGUAUAAUAAUAUUAUUGGAGCUAUACCAACGACUAUUGGUGAUCUCAUCAACUUGGAGAGCUUGAUAUUAUGGGGAAAUAAGAUUUCAGGACAAAUACCAGAAAUUAUUGGGAAUCUCACCAAUUUGAAACGCUUGGAUCUCUCAGACAAUAAUAUUACUGGCGGCAUACCAACGACUUUUGUUGAUCUCAUCAAUUUGGAGAGCUUGAUAUUAUGGGAAAAUAAGAUUUCAGGACAAAUACCAGAAAUUAUUGGGAAUCUCCAAAAUAUACGAUCGCUAGAUUUAUCUGAUAAUUUUUUUAGUGGGCAGAUACCAGAGACCUUCAACAGACUCUACAACUUGCAAAUGUUGGAUGUAUCACGUAAUCACCUGACAAAGUUAGUAUCUGGGACUCUAAAUAAACUAUGCAAUUUGAGUUCUAUAGAUUUGUCCUUUAACCCUAUUGGUGGAGAGCUAACAGAUUUGAUCGAUGCUUUACCAGAUUGUAACCAGAGAGCCAGUUUAGAUAUAUAUAUUAGGGCUAAUAAUUUGAGUGGGAUUGUCCCCUCAAGUAUUGGUCAAUUAUCUGCAUUGCGUGAAUUGGACAUCUCCUCAAAUUUGCUGGAAGGCAACAUCACUGAAGCACACUUUUCCAAACUCACCAACUUGGAACACUUGGACAUAUCUUAUAACUCCUUGAAUGUGAUCCUAUCCAAUGAUUGGCUUCCACCUUUUAAUGCCUACAGGAUUAUUAUGAGCUCAUGUCAUAUGAGAACUAAAUUUCCUGCUUGGAUUCAGACACAAACAAAUUUGGGAGAUCUUUCUUUAUCUGGAGUUGGACUCUUAGGCCACCUUCCAACUUGGUUUUCAGAUUUCUCGAAAGGUUUGUGGGGUCUUAACUUGAGUUCUAAUAACUUGAAUGGUCCGCUACCCUCUGUUGCCAAUGACAUCAUUGAUCUUUCCAAUAACUCAUUUGUUGGACGCAUUCCGUUGAGUUUUGCAAAUGCCUCCUACCUUCAAAUUUUAUCUUUAUCUCAUAACAAUAUCAAUGGCAGUUUUUCUCCCUUUUUCUGCAAUCUUAAUGAUCUGAAAAUCCUGGACCUAUCAAACAAUAAUUUAUCUGGAGAAAUCCCAACAUGUCAUAAAUCAUUCCCAACUUCUCUACAGUCCUUGCAUCUGAACCACAACAACUUGUCUGGAAGAUUUCCUUCCUUCCUGAAACAUUGUGAACAAUUGGUUACCCUUGAUCUCGCUGAAAAUAAUUUGUUUGAUGAAAUACCAACAUGGGUGGGAGAAAACCUUUUGUACUUGAGAGUUCUUAGUUUGAAGUCAAACCUAUUUUAUGGUACCAUUCCAGUGCACAUAGCAAAUCUCACUUCUCUUCAGGUUUUGGAUCUUUCUUCCAACCAUCUUUCUGGUAGCAUUCCUUCGUCUCUAGGAAAUUGUAGUGCUAUGGUUGAGAUACAACAUGACACUACAUCAUUGCUUAAUCUUUUUAAUGUUAGCGGUUCCUAUAGCGAGAGCAUAGUAAUAACAGCCAAAGGAUAUGACAUCCAAUACACCACAAUUCUCUCACUUGUAACAAGCAUAGACCUAUCAAACAAUAAUCUUUCCGGCGAGAUCCCAAGAGAGCUAACAAACCUUCAUGGAUUGCUUUUUUUGAACUUAUCCAAGAAUCAUUUGAGAGGAACCAUUCCAGAAAAGAUUGGUUCCAUGGAACAACUGGAAUCACUUGACUUAUCGAUGAACAAUCUCACAGGAGAUAUUCCUUCCAGCUUAUCAUCUCUCACCUUCCUAAGCCACUUGAAUCUCUCUCACAACAACUUGUCAGGAAGAAUUCCAACAGCCGGUGGUCAAAUGUCGACCUUCAACGCGUCAAUCUAUGAUGGUAAUGAAUACCUUUGUGGUACGCCACUGCCAGAGUGCCCUGGUGAUGCAGAUCAUCAAAGUCCACCUCAUGAACACGAAGAGAAAAACGGUGACAGGCUUGAAACAGUGUGGGAAAUUACCAGCAUCGUCAUGGGUUUUGUGGUUGGUUUUUGGAGUUUUGUUGGAACAAUGAUCAUGAAACAGAGCAUAAGGAUGGCUUUCUUUCGAGUUUUCGACAAGGCCUACGAUUGGUGCUACGUGCAUUUGGCAGUCGGAUGUGCAAGGUUAAAGUCCAAACAGCAAAGUGUGACUUGAUCCAUCGGUGGCAAGAACAGAAGAGUUUGCUGUUACAUCUUAAGGAGGUCUCAAGCUGCUUUUCCAGUUAGUAAUUCCAGCUCGUAUGAUAUGGUGUACUGUUGUCAGAAUAAGGAAGGAAAAGGGUAUCGCAGUUGAUGGCCUUUUGCUUCAUUAGUAUGUAUGUGUUUGUUCUAAUCAGUUCAAAAACUUCAUCAUCCGUCGUUCUAAUCAAUAUGUUCAAGUCAGUCAUCCCUACCGUUGUCUUUAUGACAUUAUAAUAAAGCAGAAGAAGUAUGCUGAAGAGCUUAUUGUUACAUCUUGAGGUCGCAAGCUGCUUUCAAGUAAUGCUGUAUGUAAUCAUCAUGCAAUGUUGUCAGAAUAAAGAAGGAAGAAGUAUCAAGUAAUGCAUUCCUUCUAAUCUCUUCAAAUACUUUUUUAUCUUCCGUAGUUCUGUUAUCGCUUUCCUUUCGAUACAUUGCCUCGUUAAUUGGAUGUCGACACAUGCUUUUCUUUAUGUUAUUUUAUAUGGAAGCUUCUGUUGGCAAAUUUUGUAGCUUUUAGUAGUCUUCUGUUGACAUCCAUUGUCAUGCUCGAUCUCUCUGGUUAUUAGAACUCAAGUAAUGCAUGUAUUCUAAGAUGGCUCACUAAUGCUAGCAGCCUUGCACACAUUGGCAAUCUUCAAAGUCUGCAGGUUUUACGUCUGUCUCGUAACUCUGUUACCGGGCAACUACCUGAAACAAUUGGCAAACUCGACCUCUUGCAGUUCUUGGAUAUAUCAGAUCAACCACUUAUCAGGGCAGAUGCGGAGGACUUUAGGUUUGCCGAGUUGUCGUGGAGGAGCAGCCUUGUCAUACUUAAGUAUUGAGGGCAACAAAUUUAAUGGCAUUAUUCCAUCUAAUUUGGGUCGAUUUUCUGGAAUGUACAGGUUGGACCUCUCCUCAAACUCACUAGAAGGCGACAUCACUGAAGCACACUUUUCCCAGCUCCUUCAACUUGGAAAAUUUGGACAUAUCUUACAGCUCCUUCAAAUUGGCUUCCCCCUUUUGAUGCUUCAUUUAUUGACAUGAGUUUCUGUCAUAUAGGAACUAGAUUUCCUACUUGGAUUCGAAGCCAAACUAAUUUGAGAAGCCUUCAACUAUCUGGUGUUGAACUCGCGGGCAAAGUUCCAGCUUGGUUCUCGGAUAUGUCUACAGGAAGCAUUCCAACAAGCAAUCAAUUGUCCACGUUAAAUGACCCCUCAAUCCAUGUUGGCAACAAAGACCUUUGUGGUACGCCACUGUCUGUGUGCCCUGGAGACGUUGCUUAUCGAAGCCUACCUCCUGCAGCAAUUGAAGAAGGAGAAGAAGACAGUGAUGGCGAGCUUGAAGGUGUAUUAGAAAUUACAAGCAUCGUCAUGGGAUUCGUGGUUGGGUUUUGGAGUUGUUUUGGCAUAAUGAUCAUCAAACAGUCUCUAAGGGUUGCUCUCUUCCAGACUGGUGAUUGGGUCUUCGUGCAGUUGGCAGUAAGAUUUGCAAGGAUGAAGUCCAAAUCGAGAAGAACCACAUGAACUGUCGCAGGAAACUUGGGUGGCACAUUUACUAUUACAGCUUGAGAUCAUACGGUCCUUUCCACCAUGUCGCCCAUAUGUAUUAUGAUGGUAAAGCUAUCAGCAAAAGGACUGGACAGUUUCUGGUGUUCUAUGUAUUAUGAUGUUAUGCUAUUAGGAUAGUUUCGGUAUAUUGUGCAUGUCCAACUGUGAUCAUUCUGGAGCUUUAAAGCUUCAAACAAUUGCGAUAUACAUAUUACCUUAGCAGCUCA
Molecule: messenger RNA, 5529 nt
Organism: Musa acuminata AAA Group (dessert banana)
Lineage: Eukaryota; Viridiplantae; Streptophyta; Magnoliopsida; Zingiberales; Musaceae
Product: receptor-like protein EIX2
Exons: 2
Coding region: 76-3750 (1224 amino acids)
Molecular function (GO): protein binding
Source: RefSeq, a predicted model, not a curated record